AUGUCUGAUAAUUCUUCCCAUUCACGUUCUAUUCGUUCGCGCGAUCGCCCUCGUUCUGCCACUUCGGGAAGUCCUACGAAUUCACGCCAAACACUCUCUGAGGCUUCGAAUAAUUCGACGAGAAUUUCACAGCAGACGACUGCCGAAAAUGUAUCCCGAAGUAGAAGUUCACAUCGAGCUGUCCUACAAUUACCAUCAUCACAAGAGCACGAGAUCGUAGAAACUGGAAUUAUCCGAGGUACAGAACAAGAAGCAGUUCAACGCGAUCAAACUGAGCAUCAUUCAUCAGCACGAUCACAGCUAACUGAAUCAAGUGUACUUCAUUAUGGUUCUGAUCUGGAUACAUCGAGUCAGGUAGGCAGUACGAUGUCAUGGCAGCGGACAGUGCGACAUAUGCGACCUGAUAUUAAUUGUGCCCCAUCUCAACAUCGUACUAUUUGCAUCGACAGAAUGGAAGACGAUCUCUCAAAUGGUUUGGAACCUGGCCCAAAACUUUACAUUUGGGGAACGCGUAUCUGCGUUUUUGAUGUACAGCGCGCAUUUCGCACUUUCAUUAAUGAAUUUAGACCGACAAGCGUUUCAGAUGAUGAAAAUGUAUUGACUCUUCCAUCGAACGUGCGAAUGGAAAUUGAUUUGGAACGACCAUAUUAUUUGGAGCGCCUGUAUGAAAUUGACCAAAGUGAAAACAUUGCUUUCAAUUUGAAUUUGCAACAUAUUAAACUAUUCAAUGAAGCCCUGUAUCGGAAAAUUGUUUGUUAUCCAUCGGACAUUAUACCGUAUCUUGAUCUGACGAUAAACGAAAUAUUUUCCGAAAAAUAUCAAAAAGUAUUAUAUGCUCCGAUUGAAGUACGGCCAUUUAAUGCACAAAAAACACGCAACAUGCGUGCACUCAAUCCGCAGGAUAUCGAUCAGUUAAUCACCAUUAGUGGUAUGGUUAUACGAACUUCACCAUUGAUCCCUGAGAUGAAACAGGCAUACUUUCAGUGCACUGUUUGCAAUUUUCCGGUUGAUGUUGAAGUAGACCGUGGUCGAAUUGAAGAACCAGCCAUGUGUCAUAACUGUCAGUCGAAAUAUUCUUUCCAGCUUGUCCAUAAUCGUUCUCUUUUCAUGGAUAAACAAAUAAUUAAACUGCAAGAGUCUCCAGAUGAUAUGCCUGCUGGCCAAACACCACAUACUGUAACAUUGCUUGCGCACGGUGAUAUGGUGGAACGGGUUCAACCUGGGGAUCGUGUAGCUGUAACGGGAAUUUAUCGUGCUGUACCAGCACGUGUUAAUCCACGCAUGCGAAACGUUAAUGCUGUUUAUCGUACUAGUAUCGAUGUAUUACACUUUCGAAAGACUGAUCAAAGUCGCCUUCAUCAAAUCGAUGAUGGAACUCAUUUAACAGAUGAAAAAGUUUCCUUGAUCAUGAAUUUGUCAAAACGAACCGAUAUUGUCAAUCGGUUGACGAAUGCUGUGGCUCCUUCAAUCUAUGGCCACGAGGAUAUUAAACGAGGUAUUCUCUGUUUAUUAUUCGGUGGUACCAACAAGGAGGAUAGAACAGGUAACAAAAUUAAACUACGAAGCGAAAUAAACAUAUUGCUUUGCGGAGAUCCUGGCACCAGCAAAAGUCAACUUCUACAAUAUGUGUAUCGACUUGUACCACGUGCACAAUAUACAUCGGGAAAGGGGUCUUCUGCGGUCGGGUUAACAGCGUCUGUCACCCGUGAUCCCGACACGCGUCACCUCGUGCUGCAAACUGGUGCACUUGUUUUGGCAGACAACGGAGUAUGUUGUAUAGACGAAUUUGAUAAAAUGAACGAUAGUACGCGUUCGGUUUUGCAUGAGGUAAUGGAACAACAAACGCUUUCAAUAGCAAAAGCUGGAAUUAUUUGUCAGUUAAAUGCGCGGACUUCAAUUUUGGCUGCAGCAAAUCCUGUAGACUCUCAGUGGAACCGGAAUAAGACUAUCGUUGAUAAUAUUCAACUGCCUCAUACAUUGCUCUCUAGAUUCGAUUUAAUUUUUCUUUUGGUUGAUUCUCAAAAUGAAUUAUAUGAUCGAUGUCUAGCUAAUCAUUUGGUUGCACUUUAUUAUAGAGAAACAAAUGAUGCAGAAUGCGAAUUGCUGGAUUUGGCUCUUUUGCGUGAUUACAUCGGAUAUGCUCGAUCUUAUGUUAAUCCGCUGUUGGAUGAAGCAUCUUCCCGGUGCCUUAUUGAUAAAUAUCUCCAUAUGCGGAAAGCUGGAUCUGGUUUUGGACAAGUUUCCGCCUAUCCUCGACAACUGGAGUCAUUAAUCCGUUUGGCCGAAGCUCACGCAAAAAUUAGAUUGAGUAAUACGGUAUCAGUACAAGACGUUGAAGAUGCAUACAGUUUACAUCGUGAAGCUCUGAAACAGUCUGCAGUGGAUCCAUCUACCGGUCGAGUUGACAUCAACAUUUUAGCUGCUGGAAUCAGCGCAACUAGUAGACAGAUCAUUGAUCAACUGGCUGAAGUAAUAUGUAGUGAACUUUCGCAGCGUCAUGGAAUUCUGGUUUCGCUGAAGAAAUUAAUGCAACAGUUGCGUCAAAACGACGUGUCUUUUACAAAAGAAUUAUUCGAUGAGGCGGUUAAUAAAUUAGUGAAAAACGAAAUAUUGGUUCGAACUGGUGACAAAGUACGAUAUGUUGCUACAACCUGA
Messenger RNA from Loa loa (African eye worm), 2655 nucleotides. RefSeq names its product DNA replication licensing factor mcm4-B. Gene Ontology annotation, cellular component: MCM complex; nucleus. The coding region runs from base 1 to 2655 and encodes 884 amino acids. The transcript is spliced from 18 exons. NCBI's taxonomy places the organism in Eukaryota, Metazoa, Nematoda, Chromadorea, Rhabditida, Onchocercidae. Gene Ontology annotation, molecular function: single-stranded DNA helicase activity; single-stranded DNA binding; ATP hydrolysis activity. The record is from RefSeq and is a predicted model, not a curated record. Gene Ontology annotation, biological process: double-strand break repair via break-induced replication; DNA strand elongation involved in DNA replication; DNA replication.